Molecule: messenger RNA, 297 nt
Organism: [Candida] anglica
Lineage: Eukaryota; Fungi; Ascomycota; Pichiomycetes; Serinales; Debaryomycetaceae
Source: the annotation of a GenBank genome assembly
AUGGCUCCUUUGAAACCUAGAGCUCCCUCUGUUGAGGAAAGAGUAUCAAAGAGUCGUGUUCUUAAUGCUCUUUUGUUAACAGCUCUUUCCAUUGUCUUCAUAAUUGUAUGGGGUUACCAUUCAGUAUGGGCUGUGAAAGUCAUGUUAAAUAGAACUUAUGGAGGUUUUAUUAAUAAUUUAAUCUAUGGACCUGGAACAUUUGUGGUGGAUGUUGCUCUUGGCUUCAGAUUUAUCACAUACUUAAACUUUGUAUUGCUUGACGAAAAAUUGGACGUAGAUCACAAAAAGUACUUGUGA